CUUUUUCACUAGGCGUAGCGGAGAUGGAGUUCGGCAUGUGUUCGAGACCUCAGAGAUUAAAACCAAACCAUCCGAUUCGAUCUAAUUCUUGUAUCCUAUUCUUAUGUUAGAUCGGGCUUGGUUCUAGGAAUUCUACUGUCCAGUGUUGUCUAGUGUGCGGAAACGAAAUAACUACAUCGGAAUGAUUGAUACGACUUACGAUAUGGACACUGGAGAAUAUGAGACUAAUGCAUUAGUAAUUAAUAAUAUAUCGUCCGUUAACUACGCUUUCUACGAUUCCGUUUCCCCAACCUUGCCUUCCCUCGGUUCACAUGCCCUCGAGCUCGAGAUCGCGCUCCGAAAAGAUGGGUUCCUGGCAUAUUUCGAUGCGGUUCGACGGGGUAUAUGGUGCUUUUGCUUGAUACAGAAGAAUAAAUCACAGGGAGGCCAGUCGACGAUACCUACAUUCCCUAAAUCUGUUGGGAAUGCUGGCUUCAGCUUUUCCUUAGUUGAGGAGGGUACUUUCGAAUCGGCUGCCCUUGUUAAGAGUCGCUUACAUGCUCCAAAUGCCGCCAACACUCCAGCGAGCUCGUUGUCUUCGACUACUUCGGCUGCUGUGGAUUCGGUCUAUAGAAAUAUGCAGCCUGUCACUUUUUCGUCGGCUCAGUCGUUUUCCACUUCAACUGAACAAGACUCUAGGACAGCCCCAUCCGUCGACUCAAAAACUGCUCCCUCGACGUCAAUAAAGGAUGUCUACGAGUACUUUAUUUGUGCCGUUCUAUCUGCGGUGUCAUCUAGCUUCUGUGCUAACACAGGCGCCAUCCCACUGAGUUCCCGGACUCUACUUCUUUCGAAGUCUUCUCGCGACGACUAUGCCACUACCCCUGCAAUUCUCGCUUCUUUACGCGUAUAUCUCACCACAACGGGAAGUCUUAUCAUAUCAUUUGCACUUUCCCUGGCACAGGGCAUCCUAAAUCUGUCUGAAAACCUUGGGCAUCCUCUUCCAUCUCUUGGCGUCACUGUCUUGGCCGCACCAUUAGGAUUGUUUGCUACUUGCUAUCCUGUCACUAUGUCUGAUACUAUAGCAACUGAAGGUAGCUUUGGCCAAUCCCCAGAUACCCAAAUCACGAAGCUUAGGUCAGAAAGGGAUGAUGGAUCUUGGCGAAAUACCUGUUCUAAAUUUCUGCAGGCUCGUAAUAUACCCUCUUCUUUCAGCGAAUCCCAAAACUGGAUUGUUCUUCAACGAAUACGAAGGAAGCCAAUGGAGCAGAAUACAGAUGGGAAGCGAACUCCGCUAAUAGGUACUACAAAUAUAUCGUGGCCUGCUAGUCUGUGCUUCUGUAAACUGUUUUCUCGACUAGGAAUUGGAGGGGAAGGAGACGAUCUCUUAAGCUCUGAGUCCGAUCAAAAUUAUAAUACUCUGAAAACCGCCCAGAAAUGGUUUCUAGAUGCGGGAGAGCGCGACGAAACCCUCGCCAAGAACAAAAAGGAAAGAGAGGCUACGAUGGCCCGCGAAGUUUCAUUAGGGGAUGGCCAAGGCCAGCAUACGAACGCUCUAUCUCCUUUGGCCCUGCAGCGAACUCACACCACCGGUGUACCCCCCGGUUUAUAUCCGACACCCCCAGAGGGUGGCGUUCAAACUGUUGUGGGCGCAACACCGUCUAUGGAUGGUACGGCGUCUAGUCCUGGAAAUAACGCGGGUGGCUCUGCAUUAGAUACUGAUGGGGCUCGCAAUAUCUCAACAUACGGGGAUCACUGGGAGAGUACGGACACGAAACGCGAACGCAUGGGUGGUUCAUUUGAAUCUGAAAAUCUCUUUGGGGAAUUAGGUCCAGAUAUGUUCGGAGACACCGAUAUCACCGAGGCUGAUUUUAAUUUCUUCGACGAACAGCCUGGCGACAUAGGCCUAAGCUCCCUGGAUCUACCUAGUCUCUCAAACUCAGAUCCGAGUUUGAAUCUUGCGGUUGGUCUCCCAACGACACAAGGAUCUCAGACAAAAGCAGGGCCUCCAGAUAUUCGUUUAACAGACAUCUCUUCGCCUACAUUCACGAAGCCCGAACUGAGACAUGCGCGGAGCUCGCUAGGAGAUGAAGCACGACGCCAAACUGGAUCAGAUAGUCAUAAGUUCCAGUCGGCGGGCAUUAAACGGCCAUCUAGCCCAUUUAAUCCGGAUACGGUGUUCAAGAGAAUUAAAGCAUCUCUUGAUAACCACAAUGCAGUCCGGGAGAAUUCUCGUAUACAAGCUUCUCGUACCAGCAUAUUUGACAAAGUGAAUUUUGGACCCUGCUUAUCGGCAGUCAACAGCAAAUACGAAGGAAGUGGGCGGUUUGACUACUCUCUCGAUCGAUCGCCAGAUGUUAAAUUUUCUGGCCUAAAUGAACCACCAACAACUAAUUAUCUGCGCCGUCAUAUGAAGGCUCGGAAAGGGUUAAAAGAACUACCCGGGAAGAUUGGACAUCUUUUGAUCCACCCUCCUGGCGCUCAAGUCUCUACGUCGAAUCGACCGAGCCCUUCAAACGUUGAAGAAACCCACUCUGAUGCUGAUGAAAUGAGUCUCGUAUCGGAUCAGGACGAUUCAAGUUACAAUAGUGACGAACCGUUAUCCCCAGUGAAAUCUUCGAGUGCGAGGAGGCGGCUAGUUGACGAUGAUGGGGAAUCCCUUGCCACUUCAUUUAAGGAGAUUGAGUCUAUAGACUUGAACCUCCCUCAUAUACCGCUUGAAUUGCCCCAGACAUGCAAGCCUGAAGCAGAUUUCCUGCUCACAAAGUACUUCGCCGAACCGGAGCCGCCACUUUUCUCGUUAUCCUUACCCGACGACCAGCUGAUAAUGGCAGCACAGAUUCUUACAGAACAAUUUUCUACUUCUACCUUUUUAACUAACACGACACCUCAGCUGUUAGAAUCAAGAGUUGACCAGCGUCGUCGGCUUACCAAUCUCACUCGCAGAUCGAUUCAUGAUGUUAAGUCUAGCCUUCCUCCGUGCCUUGCAACUGCUACCGAGUAUCAGUUUCGUCCCUUUAUUGAACUUCAAGAUGUACCCCUUCUCGGGCAACCUACGAGAAUGCAGCCAAGGCCACCCGGAGCCGACCAGAUGAGACCGAGCAACUUGUUCCAGAUACCAUCGCCGCAUUUCGAAUUACGGCGGUAUGAGUCCAAGUUAUCCGUUUUACCAUCUGCUGUCACUUUCUGGGAGAGUCUUGGUUUGAGCCCAUCGCCUGGAAAUAAAGACAUCAAUGCCCUAUGUAUCUUCCCCAACGAAGACCUGGAAGAUGACAUGCUCGUGUUCACAGAUAGAAUGCGCAGCAUAUAUGAAUCAUUAAAACUAGGUUCAUUCAACCGCCUCCAAGCCACAUCCGGUGUAGAGAACGGCAUGUUUCCUUUCGCUGUCGAGAAAGACCCAAUUCCGUUCGGCAAACCAUCUUUUCUAAGGCCCUCAAUGGCAAACUGUAUUCAUAAAGUAUGCCAAGCACUAGUAUCAACGGCUGUUGAAGAUGUGAAUUUCGUUAUAUACUUUGUUUAUUCACCGGACGCUGCUGGAUCGGCAGUAGAAUGUUGUGCUGUCUUCAACCAGAUCUCCGAAGGAUAUCGAAGAUUACUCUUGAGCAAAAAGCUAUCAAUCGUUAAUGAUCUCACUCUGCAACUAAUUCCACAAGAGUUUAUAGCAUCUUCCUGCUCAGUCGCUAUGCCGUUUCCUUCUGAGUUUUGUAAACUGGCCGUGGAAACAUAUGAUAGGUGCACCCAAUUCGGUGGAACAGGACCAUCUCCAGCAAUUAUGCUUGAGCAACCUCCACCGAGGAUAAUCGAUUUCAAAUUGACGACCAAUCCGUCCGCAUCGCUAUUACACGAGAACACGUGCCUCCACAUUGCUUAUGCGCAAAGCAUAGAUGGAAGAUGGGUUACCGCGGCUUGGACGGAUAAUAGGGGUAAUCAACAAAUGACGGCAUCUUACUGUUUGGGAAGAAAAGGGAAACGUCUAUCGAGGCCAAUGUCAGAUGUUGCGACAGAGAUCUGGGGCGCAACUCAUGAUUUCAUCUCUACUUGGAAAGUGCACUGGCGUAUUAUUAUCGCAAAAUCCGGCACAAUGGAGCAGUCUGAGAUAGAACUCUGGUCUUCUCUCGCUCAAGCAGAGUCGAAAGCAUCGGUCAGCUUGACGUUAAUCGUAGUAGAUACUAACCCGUCAAUGCAACUCCUCCCUCCGGCAGUUAAGAUAUCGAGUAAUGCCCUAUCUGUUUUCUACACCACACCGGUUUCAACACCACAAGCUUCCAUUGUCUCACCGGAGCAGAGUGGCAACCCACUCACACCCAUGCGCGAUAAUGCAACGACGAGCACACCCACAUCUGGAGGGGACAUUAAUCCUGAGGCCGAUGGCGACGCCACGUUAACCGAGAUUACCGACCAAACGUGGGGUGCUGUCCUAUCACACAGAUUGAACAACUCGGCUUCUUUAACAGAGCUGAAUCCAGCAUUAAUCAGUGGAUAUCUAGUAAAACGCGGCGGGACACGAAUUGAAGACCCUCCGGUUCUCCUUGAGGUUAACCUAGUCCAUAACGAGGGGAACCCCAGAGCAUACGAAUCUCUACUACGAGAAAUCCUUACUUAUUACCGAGGACUUGGAACAUUGGCUAGAGCUCGCGGAAUGAUAGACAAGGAAGCUGAUAUCCGGCCAUGGCAUAUUGCCGCGGCUGAGAAGGCGAUCAAAGCACUAUACAUGCUUGUGUGACGUAUGACAGUCAUCGUGAAGAAGUGGGUGUUAUAUGUAGGGGAUGACAUUGCGUCAGGUUGAGCCAGUCUACUAUUACUACUAGCAAUAGAUACAAUAGCAACUCCAUUAGUUCACGAAAUAAGUUCGGGGAUUAGAUUGAUAUUUCUGCGCGUCUCGGGAUUGUAGCCAGUCACAGUAACCGGGAACAAGAAAAAAAAAGCAAAAUAAAGAGCCAUCACUGAGUGCGCGCCGCUGGGAGGGCACCAAAAGCACACCUAACUAUCCCCAGAAGCCAAUCAGUACUCGUCUUGUUCUCGGUCGUCAUAAGACCAAGCUCUAGUACAAUGUGACAAAUCGAGACACGUUUGCGGGGUGUAAGGAAAACAAGAUCGAAUGCGGAGAUGGGGCAAGGAAACGCUCGUGAGUUUAAGGGAUCUUGAUUCGAAGCCCAACGUUAC
Molecule: messenger RNA, 5142 nt
Organism: Daldinia caldariorum
Lineage: Eukaryota; Fungi; Ascomycota; Sordariomycetes; Xylariales; Hypoxylaceae
Product: mediator complex subunit 13 C-terminal-domain-containing protein
Exons: 2
Coding region: 182-4702 (1506 amino acids)
Biological process (GO): regulation of transcription by RNA polymerase II
Cellular component (GO): mediator complex
Molecular function (GO): transcription coregulator activity
Source: RefSeq, a predicted model, not a curated record